Molecule: messenger RNA, 1792 nt
Organism: Peromyscus maniculatus bairdii (prairie deer mouse)
Lineage: Eukaryota; Metazoa; Chordata; Mammalia; Rodentia; Cricetidae
Source: RefSeq, a predicted model, not a curated record
AUUGAAUUAUGCAGAUAUGAAGAUCAUCUUCUAGGUUUUUAAAAAAGGCCUCGGAUAUUUCAAGUGGCCAUUUUGGAAUUACAGUUCUGUUUUUUUUUCUUUUUUUGGGUAAUUUUGCCCCAGAAGUUUAUUAAAAUUGACAAGAAUCAUCUCUGAAGUGAAUUGAUAGUAGUAAGCCAAUUCAACAAGCUGCUAAAAGACCCAGUCAUUUCUUCAGUAUUUUGGUUCAAACGGAUUAUAUAAGUGGUUAAAGUAUUUCGUCUGGUGUUAUUUUCGUCUCUUCCCCCUCUCCUGUUGGUGUUCUUCAGCCAAAACUGUAAGAUAUGUUUGAUUUGUGUACUGAGUAGUUUAAAAUUACUGUUUAAAUAUUGCUGAAGUUUCGUGGCAGUUCUUUUUACCUUUAUUGAAAGUUUUAGUAAUUUUUGACUUCGGCUCUUUUCCUAUUACAAUGGGACAGCUUUUCUAAAUGAAGACAUUGAAAGAAUACAGAGUUUUUUCCCUUUUCCCUUUUCCUUACUUGGGAGAGUAAGAUGUUCCGGUGUCACACCAGCAUGGUAGGAUUGAGAUAGCCAUUUGUCUCUGUGUAUGCUGAUGUGUAGAAGUAAGCUUCAGAUGUGAAGUUUUCUUUUUCUGCUUUCUGCACAUAAAUUGGAUAUUUCAUCUGGAGUGGAUAAGUACAACAGUGACAAAUACAUGGAAUAAUAAAGAAGACCUUGCUCUUGAAUCCAAGGAACUUGGCUAAUUCUGGAUAGAGCCAUAUGAAAACUUCAAAACAAAUAUGGGUAGCUGACUUCAAAUAACUCUAUGUCAAAUAGUCGUAGGUUAAGUAUCUUCAAAGAACUUGGAUAUUUCAGAGGAUACAAAAUAAAAAAACAAACUGGAAAACAUAAAGCUUAUAGAGAAAAAACCAGCACCUUCCUGUGCAGUCCUCUUGGAAUUUGGACUUGCCAUGAGGUGUUGAAGCCUUGUUUCACUGAGUUGGAGAGACUGGACCUAAAUGGCGCAGCAUGACUUUGCUCCAGCCUGGCUUAAUUUUCCUACUCCGCCAUCAUCAACAAAGUCAUCACUGAAUUUUGAGAAGCAUUCUGAAAAUUUUUCAUGGACAGAAAAUCGUUAUGAUAUGAGUCGUCGACGACACAACUCUUCAGAUGGCUUUGAUUCUGGUAUUGGACGUCCUAACGGAGGUAAUUUUGGGAGGAAAGAAAAAAAUGGAUGGCGUACGCAUGGCAGAAAUGGUACAGAAAACAUAAAUCAUCGAGGGGGAUACCAUGGUGGAAAUUCCCGUUCUCGUAGCAGUCUUUUCCAUUCUGGAAAAAGCCAAGGACUACAUGAAAACAGCAUCCCUGACAAUGACACUGGGAAGAAAGAAGACAAGAGAGAACGCAGACAGUUUGAGGCUGAGGACUUUCCAUCUUUAAAUCCUGAAUAUGAGAGAGAACCAAAUCAGAAUAAAUCUUUAGCUGCGGGUGUAUGGGGCCUACACGCCCAGACACACACAUACCCAACCAAAAAAAUCUCCCAAGCUCCUCUCUUAGAAUAUCCCCCGAAUCCUAAAUCUAGAGCUCCAAGAAUGCUGGUCAUUAAGAAAGGUAAUACAAAAGACUUACAGCUAUCUGGAUUCCCAGUAGCAGGAAACCUUCCGUCACAGCCAGUUAAGAAUGGAACUGGUCCGAGUGUUUAUAAAGGCUUAGUCCCCAAACCUGCUGUUCCACCUACAAAACCUACACAAUGGAAAAGCCAAACUAAAGAAAACAAAGUUGGGACUUCUUUUCCUCAUGAAUCUACAAGGUAA